AACCGUGCAAGUACAGCAUCACAGCGCCAAGUUUUGCGUGGGUAUAAUUCACUCAUACAAUCAAUACACGACCAGUAUUGUGCAGACGCCUGCUAUACGCUACGUGUCAUCUCAUCUAGGCUGCGCUGGCAUAGAGCCUCGGCUGGGACACAGGUGUCUCAAAAACUUGUCUUCUGAUCGUGUUUCUGCCUUAUUUCCACCACAUCCAGCUCAGUUAAUAUCGUAUAGAUCUUGUUGACUACUCCAUGUGGCAUUACCCACCAAGCCAUCAUUUAUCUGGGGAAAGGUGACCCAUCUAGGGGUCGUGACCUGUGACCCUAUCCCAUGGAUCGUGAAGCAGAGUCCGUUGCCUUGGAGAAGAAACAUGUCCAUGAUGUCUAUGAACGUAUCGCGCCCCACUUCAGUGAUACGCGGUACAAGGCAUGGCCCAGGGUUAAGGAGUUCCUGUUGGAGCUGGAACCUGGCAGUAUCGUAGCUGAUGUCGGAUGCGGGAAUGGCAAAUACCUUGGAAUCAACGACCAGACCUUCAAGAUUGGCUCUGAUUGCUGCGUAAAUCUUGUGGACAUAUCCGCCAAGAGGGGCCACGAGGCCAUGGUGUGUGAUAAUCUGCGCCUCCCGUAUCGUAGCAACUGCUUCGAUGCCGUCAUCUCCAUCGCGGUUGUCCACCACUUUGCCACGGUUGAGCGGCGCGUCCAGGCCAUUCAGGAGCUGGCGAGGAUAUGCCGACCUGGAGGACUGGUCAUGAUAUACGUUUGGGCUUUGGAGCAAAAACAAAGACAGUUUGAUGCUCAAGAUGUGUUGGUGCCGUGGCAUCUCCAGCCCAAGAACAUGCGAACCAGGAGAAGCAAAGGAAAACCGAACAGCAAGAACCAGAAUCACAACAGCAGCAGUUCAGCCAGUGAUGAUGACGACGUGAAGACAAACAAAAAACCAGACAAGGCGCUUAACGGGAAGACAGACGGCAAGCUAUCAAAAAUGAAAGUCCAUCCAGCCAUUGUGUCAGCCCAGAAUGGAGGUAUGCGAUCCAGGAAGACCAAGACACUCCAGAGGCAUACAACAGAGAGGGACUGGCUCCGGGAGAAGUUUCCUAACCGUAGGGACCAGCCAAGAUCAGAGGAAGCCCGGGUAUUGAGGAAGUGUUAUAGCUGUGAGGAGAGUGUUGUUCUGAGUGCUAAACCAAGAGUCGCCAAGACCAGGUGCCAGUCAGACAGCGGGAUGAGUAGACGAAUGAUGAGCAGGAGUAGUAGUGUAGAAGAAGGAGAGAGGGGAGGGACUAUGUGGGAUGGUUUCCUCCAGGUAUUUCCUGCAUCCUACUCACCUACGUCCCCAUUCAGGAGUGAGGAUGACAUGACCCAAGGUGAUGUCAAUAGUGUCUUUGGGGAUGACGAUGAUGAUGACAUUGAUGAGAACACCAAGAACCAGUGGUGUAUCAUAAAUAAAGACGGUUCUAUGGGCUUCUAUGAAAAUGGACACAAGAGUGGUCAGUCCCUUAAGAACAGGCACCCCCGUUCCCACCUUCUGCUAAAUGGCUCAGGCAGUUGUGACAGUAUUCUACCAAAGCAUUCAAAACCUCUCAGAAAUAUAAAAAAGCGAACUUCACCACUGUUAAGCUCUCAGUCACUGGAUGAAAGAGAUUUUGAAAGAACCAGCUCACCCCGAACUUCCUUAGAAAAAUUUGGUGCUAAUAGGAGAAAUCUGUCUUCUUUCUCACAUAACUCCGAAGGUGCAAUAGAUGUCAAGAACCUUAAUAAGGGAAGUGACUUGAAGGCAUCAACAUGGAGUAGCGACACAUCAGGGUUUGUUAGUAAUGGUAGCGUCAAUGGAGAAUGCUCAGAGGCCACUAAGAAGUUGCUGAAUUGGCGAAAGCUACAACUCAAACUUAAUCUUCGGUCUGAUGAGACCAAAGAAAAGGGCUCCAGUCCAUGGAAUGGGGUUAUCACCAAGUCUUUAGAACUCUUGUAUAAAUCUGAAGGAAAGACAGGCAAGAAGCCAGUAGUUGGGUUGAACUUUACAUCUGCAAGGGGAGAGGUCUUCAAGCCCCUCAAAAGAAGGAAUCGUUUGUCCCAGUCAGGAUCAGAAAAGGACCUUGAGUCCUCUUUUGAUUCUGUGUCCUCCUCAGAUGAAAGUUUGACAGCAUACCCUAUCAAUCCAACCAAACAAUCCCAACUGAACAAAGAGCAGACUCCCGCAUCUGACUUGCGAACUCGCUCCAUCUCCCUUACUAUGCUUGAGAAGCUCAUGCCCAAAGAUUUCAAAUUCCCUGAGAGCCCGCUGGCUUUAUCAAGGAAACCGUCCUCUGAAAGUCUUUCCCUCAACCAGGACGACCCAUUAGAGCCCCAUGACCCUGGACGGCAUUCAAAGAAUGUUGUCAACUCCAGGAGUGAGUUUGGUAAGAGGCGGCCAGCCAGUAACCCCAACCUGAGGUGCAACCAUCAAGAUGAGAGAAGCAAAACUCCAGAAGGUCAGGUCCAGAAGGAAGAAGACAAGACCAAUCCCAAGAACCCCGCAGAUGCUUCCCUUUAUCUACGUUACUACCAUGUAUUCAAGGAGGGUGAACUAACAGACUUGAUUGAAAGAAACAUUGAGAAUCUUCACAUAGUUAAAAGCUACUAUGACCAUGCUAAUUGGUGUGUGGUUGCAGAGAAAGUUGAAGUGUGGAGGAUAUGAUGGGACAAUCGUGCAACAGAUUUUAUAGUAUUUUAUACAGAGAUCUAAUAUAGCCUGAUAAAUGGUAUUUUUAAUCAAAAGAGGAAUAUUAAAUUAUUUUUGUGUCAUAGAAUAAGUGCCCUUGUGUAUUCAUGUUGUCCAUUGAAAAUCAUUAUUUUUAUAGAUAUUUACAGUAUCAUUAACAGUAAAAGAUUCCUGUUGCCCUCAAAUGUUAGUCCUUAUCGUGAUGUUAGAAAUGCUCCAUUCAUCUUUUAGGUUCUGAUUUUAGAUUGUUCCCCUAGCUCAAAUGAUAAUUUUCUGAUAAGUAUUUUGUUACAUAUACUUCAUGAUAGACAUUCCAGUUCAAACAUAUUAUAUUCUUGGAUUCCUUGUAUGUGUGUUCUUUAGCUGCAUAAAGUGAUGAAAAGAAGUUAAGAAAAUGAACCCAUGUUUGACAUGGGUCCUUACAUUUUGAUGCAACCCCUGCUUUUUGUACAAUACAUCUAUGCAUGAUUAUUGUAAGGUGUGACUAGUCCUGUUUACAGACCCAUUGUAUAUGCAUCAACAUGAUUUGAAUAUGUAUGUGUCAAAGAUAGAAAAACAUAAUGUACUGUGCUUUCAAUAUAAUGAACAUUCCUCUCUCACUUUAUUUGUUCUUCAGUCAGAAGAGUACUUCUGAGAAAAUGAAGUGUAUCACAUCUAGCAAAAUAUGCAACUGUUGGCCAGUGUCAAAAUAUAAUUUCCUCAAUGUUGUGAUACUGGAUACCUCUAGGCCCUAGAGCUUUGAAUCCCUCAUAAUAAAAUGUACAAGUUUCAAAGCAUACACGGUUCUCAGGUUUAAAUGUGGUCUAUGCAGAAACUUCAUAGUUAUAUUGCAAAGUAAAGUCAGUGAGGUUCUAAAGACUACACCAUACCUGGUUUGGUCGGUAGCAGAAGGCUACUAGAAUGAAACUUUACGAAGGUCUAGAUAUAACGUCUUUACGGUAUAUAUUGAAAAGAUUAUAGAAGAGAUGUAGACACUCUAGCCAAUGUUGGAAGAAAGGACUUUCCCCAAGUAGUUUUAAAUAUGACAAGUACAGUAUAUAUUGGUGAUUGUGAAUAUCACCAUUGCCAGUUUUAAGGCCAAGAUGAGAGGAAGUUCUCUUUUUUUAACUAUUCUGUAAUUUGAUUAUAAUUAAUUGUAUCAAUAAAAAUCUUCCAUAUAAUGAAUGAUAGGGAAAGUAAGAUCUAUGAUUUAUAUUAGUACACCUUAUCUACAGUGCAGGUAACCAAUUUGUAAUCUUGAUUGUCUUGUGUUUAAAUGAUUCAAGACCUCAACAUUACCAAGUCCGCCACCUAAUGCAUUCCCUAAAUGUAGUUUUGUGCAGAUUUCUGCUUUGAUUUCAUGCGAUAUGAUGAAUAGGAAAGAUGUUCAUAUCCCAAUAGGUCAUUUUGUUAGAUCCUGUUAUGUCAAGUAAUGUAAAGUGGACCUCUACAAUUAAAUAAAAUAAAAUAAAA
Strongylocentrotus purpuratus (purple sea urchin) is the source of this 4143-nucleotide messenger RNA. RefSeq lists its product as uncharacterized. Lineage: Eukaryota; Metazoa; Echinodermata; Echinoidea; Camarodonta; Strongylocentrotidae. The transcript has 6 exons. Bases 325 to 2667 code for a protein of 780 amino acids. Gene Ontology annotation, cellular component: cytoplasm; nucleus. Gene Ontology annotation, molecular function: tRNA binding; S-adenosylmethionine-dependent methyltransferase activity. The record is from RefSeq and is a predicted model, not a curated record. Gene Ontology annotation, biological process: tRNA wobble uridine modification.